GAGACGGUGGCGGUGCAAUGGCGGCGCCCAUGCUUCGCUGGGGAGGCCCAGGGAGACGUUGGGCUCUAACCCGGGUUGAUGGAGGUUCUUGCCACGGAAGAGGAUCUCCGACUGGGCCCACGUCCAGCUGGAUGAAGAGGCAGAGCUCCGUGGCUCAGCAGCUCCGCCACACGGCCCCCGAGCCGAGAAAAGGUGAACACAAAUGGGCAGCUGUGGUAGGACUAGAAAUUCAUGCCCAAAUUUCCUCCAACUCAAAACUCUUCUCAGGAUCUCAAGUGUGCUUUGCAGCUCCUCCAAAUUCUUUGGUUUCUUUUUUUGAUGCUUCUCUCCCUGGAACUUUACCGGUUCUCAACAGGAGGUGCGUGGAAGCCGCGGUGAUGACGGGCCUGGCCCUGAACUGCCGCAUCAACAAGAAGUCCUUGUUUGACAGGAAGCACUACUUCUAUGCCGACCUCCCUGCGGGCUACCAGAUUACCCAGCAGAGGCUCCCGAUCGCUGCCGAUGGGAACUUGACAUAUGGCGUCUACGUAGGGAAGAGGCAGCGUCAGCUGGCCUCCAAGAUGGUGAGGAUCAAGCAGAUCCAGCUGGAGCAAGACAGUGGCAAAAGCCUCCACGAUGACCUGAGGUCCCAGACGCUCGUUGACUUGAACAGGGCCGGAGUUGGCCUUCUGGAAGUGGUCCUGGAGCCUGACCUGAGCUGCGGAGAAGAGGCCGCCAUGGCUGUCAGAGAGCUCCAGCUGAUCCUCCAAGCCCUGGGCACCAGCCAGGCCCUCAUGGCAGAGGGCCAGCUUAGAGUGGAUGCCAACAUAUCUGUGCAUCACCCUGGGGAACCUCUGGGCGUCCGGACUGAAGUGAAGAAUCUUAACAGCAUCAGGUUCCUAGCCAAAGCCAUCGACUAUGAAAUUCAGAGACAAAUUAAUGAACUUGAGAAUGGAGGUGAAAUUCUGAAUGAAACGCGCUCAUUUGACUGCAAGCUGGGGUGCACUGUGCCAAUGAGAGACAAAGAAGGAAAACAGGACUACAGAUUCAUGCCGGAGCCUAACCUGCCUCCUCUGGUCCUCUAUGACACCACGACUCUGCCUCCUGAAGGCACAGACCCUGGACAGGUGGUCAACAUUGACCAGAUCCGGGCCACACUGCCUGAGCUCCCCAGCACGACCCGACAGCGGCUCGUCCAGCAGUACGGCAUGCGGCCGGAGCACAGCUUCACGCUGCUGAAUGAAGCUGGCCUACUGGAGUUCUUCCAAAAUGUGAUGAAAGAAACUAGGGCAGAGCCAAAAACGGUGACUAGCUGGGUCCUGAACACCCUCCUGGGCUAUUUAAAGCAGCAGAACCUCGCCGUCUGCGAGAGUCCGGUCACACCCUCUGCACUUGCUGAGCUCCUCAGCCUGCUGGACAGUAAAGCGAUUUCUUCAGCAGCAGCUAAACAGGUGUUCGGGGCGCUGUGGAAGGGCGAGGGGAAGGCCGCGGCGCAGAUCGUCGCGGAGCAGAAGCUGGAGCUGAUGCGGGACCGAGAGGCGCUGGAGCAGCUCUGCCAGGCCGCCGUGGAGGGGCACCCCCGCGUGGUGACGGACCUGAGGAAGGGAAACCCCAGAGCCAUCAACAAGCUGAUUGGCGUGGUCCGGAAAGCGACCUCCAACCAGGCGGACCCGACGGUGAUCAAGGAAAUCCUGGAGAAGAAGUUGUCGUCCUCGUCGUGAGCGGUGGGGGCCUCGGCCGCCCUCGGGAGGUCAGUGCGGACCUGCGCGCGGGAGCCCGCGACACGAUGGCCGCACGCGGGCUGCAACCCACAGCUGUCGCCGCCUCUGGCCAAGCCCCCCUCCGUGGGUGACGUUCCACACUGGGGGGGAGGGCAGACCCCCUCUGCGCCUAGGGGGGGGAGUCUGCACAUCAGACGCCCACCCCGCCGCUCGAUGCCAUGAUAGGAAGCGCUUCCACCAGCUGGUCGUGGUGUUGGGAAACGUGGCGCCCCGUUGCGGAGCAGCUCAAAAUGUAACUAGCAUUCUAAGAACAAAGAUGGUGCAGUUCCUUCUAGAAAUACUCGUGAGCCUCCCAAAGGCCAGGCGUGGUUCCAGAGCUGGGCAUGAACAGUGAUCAAGACGGGCAAUAAUUUGCACGUAGCAUAUUUAGACGUAAGAUAGGUUAAUGACGAUGAAAACAUAUCAAAUAAAUUGGUGCAAUGUAAACAUGUGUCUUGAGAGGAGGGGGCGGGGCGGUGGUGAGCCCCCUACUCACAGUAACCACACAGGAACGGAACAGCAGGGGGACCACCCAGCCGAUUCCCGAAGGCUCCUGAAGGCCUAGGCCUGAGAAAUGAAUUCAGAAGGCAUUUCACAUUUCCAGAUAAAUUUAAUGAAUAAAAUAUAUACUUAUAUGGAAAUGAAUUCAAAAGACAUUACAAGUUUUCAGACAAACUUAAUGAAUAAAAUAUAUACUCUAUAGAAAUGAAUUCAAAAGACAUUACAAGUUUUCAGAUACAUUUAAUGAAUAAAAUAUAUACUGAAAAAUGCACUUACACCUCAAAGAUUGUAUAGUUGACAAUCCACCCCCCCACCUCAGGCCAGAAGAGAAAAAAGAUAAGGAAAAUAAAUGCAACUUUAAAGUGA
Messenger RNA from Perognathus longimembris pacificus (Pacific pocket mouse), 2606 nucleotides. It is a transcript of the gene Gatb, whose product is annotated as glutamyl-tRNA amidotransferase subunit B. The coding region runs from base 18 to 1700 and encodes 560 amino acids. The record is from RefSeq and is a predicted model, not a curated record. The transcript has 13 exons. Gene Ontology annotation, biological process: mitochondrial translation; glutaminyl-tRNAGln biosynthesis via transamidation. Lineage: Eukaryota; Metazoa; Chordata; Mammalia; Rodentia; Heteromyidae. Gene Ontology annotation, molecular function: glutaminyl-tRNA synthase (glutamine-hydrolyzing) activity.